Messenger RNA from Lethenteron reissneri (Far Eastern brook lamprey), 1099 nucleotides. RefSeq names its product splicing factor 3A subunit 2-like. Gene Ontology annotation, cellular component: nucleus. Gene Ontology annotation, molecular function: protein phosphatase 1 binding; protein serine/threonine phosphatase inhibitor activity. Lineage: Eukaryota; Metazoa; Chordata; Hyperoartia; Petromyzontiformes; Petromyzontidae. The record is from RefSeq and is a predicted model, not a curated record.
AUGGAGGCGAUGUCCGAGUCGUGUGGAGGCGAGCAAAGCCGCACACUCACUGAGCAGCAGCAGCAGCCAGGCGACCAUGGCCUCACCCUGAGGCUGACGAGGCCACGGGGCGACCGGCGCGUCGUGUGGACCAGCGACACGAUUGACAACGAACACUUGGGUCGUCGCUCCUCCAAGUGCUGCUGCGUCUACCAGAAGCCGCGCGACUUUGGCGAGAGCUCCUCGGACAGCGAAUCGGAGGAGGGCGGAUCCAACUGUGGCAACGCCCACUGCCCCCACGGGCACGCCCACAGCCACCCUGACUCCUCCCACAUCCACCCUGACUCCUCCCACAUCCACCCUGACUCCUCCCACAUCCACCCUGACUCCUCCCACAUCCACCCUGACUCCUCCCACAGCCACCCUGACUCCGCCCACAUCCACACCGACUCCUCCCACAUCCACCCUGACUCCGCCCACAUCCACCCUGACUCCGCCCACAUCCACCCUGACUCCUCCCACAUCCACCCUGACUCCGCCCACAUCCACCCUGACUCCUCCCACAUCCACCCAGACUCCGCCCACAUCCACCCUGACUCCGCCCACAUCCACCCUGACUCCGCCCCCUCGCAAGCGGGACAUCCCCACUCCCUGUCCGCUGAUGACACCGGUCGUGACGGGGGUCGACCGGUGCCGGUGGUGCCGGCGGUGGUUGCCAGGGGCGACGACGGUGCGACCGGCGGGGCAGGGCACGCGAACGGGCAGCAGUAGAGCAGUGGAGCGAGCACGGGGAACGUACACACACACACACGUGUGUAGUACACGGCAUACAGGACACGGGGUGUAGUACACGUCAUACAGGACGCAGGAUGUAGUACACGUCAUACAGGACACAGGAUGUAGUACACGUCAUACAGGGCACGUGUGUGUAGUAGUACACGUCAUACAGGACACGGGUUGUGUACAUGUCAUACAGGACACAGGAUGUAGUACAUGUCAUACAGGACACGUGUGUGUAGUACAUGUCAUACAGGUCACAGGAUGUAGUACACGUCAUACAGGACACAGGUUUUAGUACACGUCACCGUACAGGACACAUUAUAUAACAUACAGCAUAAUG